Aspergillus calidoustus is the source of this 1614-nucleotide messenger RNA. The record is from the annotation of a GenBank genome assembly. Lineage: Eukaryota; Fungi; Ascomycota; Eurotiomycetes; Eurotiales; Aspergillaceae.
AUGCUGAUAGGCGCACCAUUCACCGUCUAUUUCUAUAGUGAAUUCGAUAUCAAACCCGAGUCUGCUCAAGUUUUUAGAGGACCAAAUACAGAUCCAAUGCGAGGAUCCCAAGGCCUCGCAAAUGGGCAGCCGAGCUUUCCUAUCUACGACAAUUCCACAGACAAGGAAUCAUCCGGGCCGAUGAACGAUCGUGUUGGUGCGGUGUUUAGCUGGAAGCCAGACACAGAGGCUCGCAUCAUUUCGAAGGUUGGCAUUUCUUUUAUCUCCGUUGAAAAGGCGCGGGCUUUCAUUCGCUCUGAGAUCCCUUCGUGGACACUGAGCGAUACAGUCGAGUCAGCUGUCAAAGAGUGGAACGAGGACGUUUUCAGCAAGAUCCAGGUGGCGCUCGAUGACACCGCAAACUUGACGAAUGGGAUAUAUUCCGAUGCACUAUUAGCUUUUACCACAUCUUCCAGCCCACCUACUACGAACGGCCGCUCCGGCAACUGGAACGGCCUGGUGCAAGGCGGCUCAAAUGCCGACAAUGUGCUAGCCGAUGCCUACGUCAAGGGCCUCCGCGGGGCAAUUAACUGGGCAGACGGCUACGCCGCUAUGAAGACCAACGCCGAGAAAGUCCCAUACAACACCUACGACCCCACGGACUUCAUAGCAAGCACAAAAGAGGGCCGCGGCGCCCUGCUAGACUGGCUCGAGCUCGGCUAUGUCUCACAGGACAGAAGCACUCGGUGUAUCUCGCGGACGGUUGAAUAUAGUCUGAAUGACUUCGCGCUGAGCCAGGUUGCUGCUGGCGAGAUGCCUGAGGAUCGGGAUACCUAUCUCCGCCGCUCGGCUGGAUGGCAGAAGAUAUGGAAUGCCGAGGUGGAAAGUCUGGGCUUCACGGGAUUUCUGGCGCCAAGAUUCUCGAAUGGAGAGUUCAAUAACUCGGGGUAUGAUCCGCUUUACUGCUAUGAGUGCGAGUGGCAUGCGUAUACAUAUGAAGGUGUUCCUUGGGAAUACUCCUUCGUCAUUCCCCAUGACAUGAAAACCCUAAUCGACCUCAUGGGUGGACCUGAGACGUUCGAAGCUCGUCUUGACCUCAUGUUCAAACCAAACACCUCGGUUCAACAGCUCGGCCCCAACGGCGCAGGCAUCACAACACUCAUGAAUAUUGGAAACGAACCGGACUUCGCCACGCCCUAUCUAUACAACUACGUCAACAAACAAUACAAGAGCGUCCAGCGUUCGCGAGAACUAGCUUAUCAAUACUUUCAUGACGCCCCCAACGGCCUCCCCGGCAACUCCGACGCAGGCGCCAUGAACACCUGGCUCCUCUGGCAGAUGCUCGGCAUCUACCCACUCGCAACAACAAAUGUCUAUCUCCUCGUCUCGCCAUGGUUCCCAGAUCUCAAUAUGACGAUCAACGGCGACAAGAAGCUCCGGAUUAUAGCAACGGGGCUAGAGGACGGGGUUUUCGUGCAGAGUGUUCGGAUUAAUGGGACUCUUUGGGAGAAGAAUUGGUUUGAGCAUGAGGAUGUGAUGGUGGAUGGGGGCCUUAUUGAGUUUGAGCUUGGGGGUGAGAUGAAGAUGUGGGAGGUAGGAGAUGUGCCGCCUUCGUUGGGGCAUGUGGAGUUGUAG